AUGGUUCACCAUAAGAUAAUAAUCCUGUGCAUUCAGCGCGAAAUACUAACAGGAUCUAGAGAUCCCAGUCAACAUGAAGAAGUUUACCGAGGAAUCUUGGGAUUAUCGCCAAUGCGUCCUAUAGACAGUAAGAUGGUAUGUCAGCUGAUCCCAAAAUUUUUCUUACAUUUUCCCCAACUAGCAAGGAGGGCUCUUGAAGUUUACUUUGAUUUAUGUGAAGACGAUGAUGUUGCUGUAAGGCAAGAAGCUAUCAAAGGAUUGCCACAGCUGUGUGGCGAAAUACAACAGUAUGUGCUACAUGCACGUAAGUACAAGAGUACGUUUUUGAAUGAUAAGAUUAAAAAUUUGCAGGGAUAUAGAUUAAGGCUUUUAUAUUUCUUUGGAGCUUUACAAGCCUAUGUUAAAACAUUAGAAGAUGUUCUUCAAAAGAAAGAAAAGGAUGAAGAGAAUACGGUUGAAAUAGUGACAAAAACCAUUUCAAACAUUAAGAUAUUAAUAAAACAAUUUUUCCGCAAUCCUCCAAGUCAAAAAACUUCAGGAGUACUAUCUUUUCUCGGAACCGAAAAUCCUUCUGCCAAGAGAAAAGCCACAUCAGCUGACAGGACCUCGAAGAUAUUUAAAGGACACUACGGACAACGCGUACAUCGACCUCGCAUGUUUCUGCCGAAAGUACCAAAGUACCGUCGCAACCCCCUAACUUGCGCCUGUCCCGAUUCGGCAAAUGGGCCCUUAAUCAUGUAA
Molecule: messenger RNA, 741 nt
Organism: Nezara viridula (southern green stink bug)
Lineage: Eukaryota; Metazoa; Arthropoda; Insecta; Hemiptera; Pentatomidae
Source: the annotation of a GenBank genome assembly